Molecule: messenger RNA, 2805 nt
Organism: Passer domesticus (house sparrow)
Lineage: Eukaryota; Metazoa; Chordata; Aves; Passeriformes; Passeridae
Gene: RAB26
Product: RAB26, member RAS oncogene family
Exons: 9
Coding region: 23-817 (264 amino acids)
Biological process (GO): regulation of exocytosis
Molecular function (GO): GTP binding; GTPase activity
Source: RefSeq, a predicted model, not a curated record
CGGCGGCGGCGCCGGCCCCGGCAUGUCGCGCAAGAAGGCGGCUCGCAGCAAGGGCGGCGGCGCCGCGCCCUCCGCCGCGCUGCCCCCCGCCGCGCAGGGCACCGGCCGAGCCGCCGCCGCCGCCCCCCGGGGCAGCGCCUCCGCCGCCGCCGCCCCCGAGCUGCCCCGUAACGGCGGCGCGGCGGCGGCCGGGCGGCCCUCGCUGAGCAGCAGCGGGGAGUUCUACGACCUCGCCUUCAAGGUGAUGCUGGUGGGAGACUCGGGGGUCGGCAAGACCUGCCUGCUGGUGCGCUUCAAGGACGGCGCCUUCCUCGCCGGCAGCUUCAUCUCCACGGUGGGAAUCGACUUCAGGAACAAGGUGCUGACGGUGGAUGGGGUGAAGGUGAAGCUGCAGAUCUGGGACACGGCCGGGCAGGAGCGCUUCCGCAGCGUCACCCACGCCUACUACCGGGAUGCGCACGCCCUGCUCCUGCUCUACGAUGUCACCAACAAAGCGUCCUUUGACAACAUCCAGGCUUGGCUGACAGAGAUCCACGAGUAUGCACAGCAGGAUGUGGUCCUCAUGCUACUGGGAAACAAGGUGGAUUCAGCCCAGGACAGAGUGGUGAAACGGGAAGAGGGAGAGAAGCUUGCCAAGGAGUAUGGCGUGCCCUUCAUGGAGACCAGCGCCAAGAGCGGCCUCAACGUGGAAUUAGCCUUCACAGCCAUCGCCAAGGAGCUGAAGCACAGGUCCAUGAAGCUGCCCAACGAGCCCAAAUUCAAGCUCCACGACUACGUGAAGAAGGAAGUGCGAGGCUCGGGCUGCUGCAGGUCCUAACGUGUGCUUGUACAGAGACUCAGCCCCUGGGCAGUGUGUGCAUGUCUGUCUGUCGUGUCUGUGUCUGCCCCAGGGCCAGCUGGGCACAGGAGCAGCAGGAGAGGCUCUCUGGGAUCUGCAGCCCCCUGGCACCCAUCGGCUCCGGCUGCCCUCGCCAGCAUUCCUGCCCUGCUCACGGCUGGGAGGGGGCUGUGGGAAGGGGCUGGGGUCUCUUCUGUGCCUGCUCUGUGAGGCUGCUGUCACCUGUGUGAGAGCCAGGGAGUGAUGCAGGGCAACCAACACCUUCUCCCCACCUCGGAGGAAAAAAUGGUGAUUUUUUUCUGGGUAGAAGGUCCUGAAUUCCCUUUUCUCUCCCUGUGUCCCUGGAAUUCAGCUGAGAGCCCUGGCCCGGGGCGUGCAGGAAGGAUGUGUUUGAAGGCAGCCGUUCUCGUAGGUGCUUUCUGCUGUCUGUCCAUCCCUGUGAGGUGGGACACGCUUCCACAGUGAGGGAUUGCUCCCUGCAAAGGCACAGCUUGGCUGUCCGAGCGAGCUCCUGCACACCUGGCUGUACAGAGAUUUCUGAGUGUUCACCCCUGUGGGAAAGGCUCUGCUUCUCCUCCUCCCACCCUUUCUAGUACUUUGAGAAGAACCCCAAUGUACUGCAGCUUAUUCUAAAUACCUUCUGUAAGCGUGAUGGUGUUUUCAGGCCGCAACAACGCUUUGAUAUCUUCAAAGUUCUCUUGGGCAGCUCUUUCUUUUCAGCGCAGAGAGCUGGGGGGAAGCUGCAGGCAGUGAUUUCACAGGCUGCAGCCUCCUGCCAGCUCUCUUCAAGGGCCUCCUCACCCCUUUGGUCUGUGUCAGGCUUUUGGCUGGUUUUUUGUCAAGCUGCACUUCUCAGUACAAAUUUGAAUCUGGAUGAAGUGUUUGGCCUUUGGCAGUUUUUCCCUUUGAAAACUCCACGCACACAUCAGCAGGUGCCCGCUGCGCCGAGCCUGGGUGGCUCCAGAUGAAACAGAACAACCCAUCCUCAGCCCUCCAGCCAGCACCAGCCCCAGCUGCUGACUCAGAUGCCCCUGCCCCUCAUUUUUCCUGGGAUUUUGGCUCCAGCACUGCCUUCCUGAUGGGCACAAGGAGCCCCACGUGCUCCGAGCUUCACUCCUCAGGGAGCUCCAGCAACACGAGCAGCUACAGCUUCACAGGGUGAAAAAGGAUCUUAAAAUGAACCAGCUUUUUUCCCUAAACAGUAUUUUAGGGGAGAGACAAGUCUUGAAAUCGUCUGAUUUAAAUACUAAAAUCACCUGUGGAAAACCCAUCUGUGCAGGGAUGUUUGCAUUCCUGGCAAACCCUGCUGCUGAUCCCAAAGGAGCAGCCACGUUAUGGGGGCACCCAGGAAUUUGCUUUUGUGAGGCAGGACCAGCCUGGCACAGGCAGGAGCAGCCAGGCAGCUCCAGGGCUGUUUCCUCAUCCUGUCCUUGGAGCAGCAGCAGCCCCAUCCCCAGGUGACAAGGAGCCUCCCUAAAGGCAAAAUUUAGGAUUCCCAAUGGAUUAGGAUUCCCAGUGUCAGGUUGCUACCUUCCCUCUCCCUCAGACAGCUUCUGUCUGGGUUACAAAGCUGACAGCUGCUCACUUCUUGCUCAGUGUGGGUCCAAAACCAACAAAAACCCCUUUAAAUGAGGAAAAUGUAAAUAUUUCCCUUGAGAGCACGUCCAGCCUGCCUGAGGGGACCCUGAGACCCUGCCAGAGCAGAGGGCUCCCAGCCCGGUUUGGGCUCAGCCCCUCUCCCAGUGUGGGACUGCUUUCCCCCAGCUCCUCUCGGCCGUUUGGGGUUUUCUCCACGGGCCUCUGCUGCCACCACGCGGAACUGCUCAGCGCAGCGUUAAUUAUUGCGGUUAAUUGCCCAGAGCACCCAGCCACGUGCGGGGACUCGGCCUCACCUGCAACAUCCCAUUUCUGCUGGCUCUUGUUUACAGCUUUCCGUUCAUUCCUGUUAAUAAAAUUUUUAAAUAAUC